This is a messenger RNA of Megalobrama amblycephala (Wuchang bream), 845 nucleotides long. It is a transcript of the gene txnl4a, whose product is annotated as thioredoxin-like 4A. Lineage: Eukaryota; Metazoa; Chordata; Actinopteri; Cypriniformes; Xenocyprididae. The record is from RefSeq and is a predicted model, not a curated record. Gene Ontology annotation, cellular component: spliceosomal complex; U4/U6 x U5 tri-snRNP complex; U5 snRNP. The coding region runs from base 186 to 614 and encodes 142 amino acids. Gene Ontology annotation, biological process: mRNA splicing, via spliceosome. The transcript has 4 exons.
AGGGCGAUAUUGAAAUCUGUUCAUACGCAUUGUUCACUAACCGCGGCAGCCGCCGUCGUUGUUGCAGUACGCUUUUAAAAACCGUAGUAAUCCGUGUUAUACAUCUUAUAAAGUCAGAAUAAACACUUCAUCUACACAAAAAAAUUCAUUUAAACUGUAAGAAGUGUUUUUGGAUUACCAUCAAAAUGUCGUACAUGCUCCCUCAUCUUCACAAUGGUUGGCAAGUGGACCAGGCUAUUUUAUCCGAGGAGGACCGUGUGAUUGUUAUACGAUUUGGCCACGACUGGGACCCUACGUGUAUGAAAAUGGAUGAAGUAUUAUACAGCAUCGCCGAGAAGGUAAAGAAUUUUGCAGUAAUUUAUCUUGUGGACAUCACAGAAGUGCCAGAUUUCAACAAGAUGUAUGAGUUAUAUGAUCCUUGCACAGUCAUGUUCUUUUUCAGGAAUAAGCACAUCAUGAUUGAUCUUGGCACUGGUAACAACAACAAGAUAAACUGGACCAUGGAAGAUAAGCAGGAGAUGAUAGACAUUGUUGAGACUGUCUACAGGGGGGCGAGGAAAGGACGGGGUCUUGUGGUUUCUCCAAAAGACUACUCAACCAAAUACAGAUACUGAUCUCUGUGCGCUUAUUUAGUCAUUGCAUUUUUUUUUUUUUUUUCAUCAACAUUGGACAAGAUCUGAGUAUUCAGCAGUAUGGUCAUUUGGACUGUUUAAUGGCCUUGUUUAGGAUUUUCAACUUUAUAUUUAAAUGUGUUACUCUGUUGCUGUUGUUAUGGUUACCAGUCUUUUAUAAUUUUGUGCGUCUGAAAAUGUCCCUGUGUAUUGAAUAAAUGAAUAAAUAUUGAA